Molecule: messenger RNA, 1661 nt
Organism: Vollenhovia emeryi
Lineage: Eukaryota; Metazoa; Arthropoda; Insecta; Hymenoptera; Formicidae
Exons: 2
Coding region: 144-596 (150 amino acids)
Source: RefSeq, a predicted model, not a curated record
UAAAAUGCCGCCACGGGGAUCGGGCCCAACCAGUCGUAAUCGAUACAAGAAGCUCCAUUUUUCUGCUCCUCUUCACUUCAUCCCUCCCAUCGCGAAGGAGGCCACCCCUCGUGAAUCCGUCUGUCGCUUCCCGGCUCGAAACCAUGAAGACCAUCUUCGUCCUGUUGUGCGUCGCGGUGGCCUUCGUCGCCGCCCAGGAUGUCCAGGAGCAGGAGCGGCCGAAAACCUUCCGGAGGCUGAUACCCGCCGACGUUCUCCGCGACUUCCCGGGCAUGUGCUUCGCGUCGACCAAGUGCGCGACCAUCGAGCCGACGAAGUCGUGGGAGCUGGCGCCGUUCUGCGGUCGUUCCACCUGCGUGCCCGCCGACGACAACUCCGGUCGUCUGUUCGAGCUGGUGGAGGACUGCGGCCCGCUGCCCAAGGCCAAUUCCAAGUGCAAGCUCUCCGACAAGACCAACAAGACCGCGAGCUUCCCCGACUGCUGUCCGAUCUUCGAGUGCGAGGACGGCGCCAAGCUCGAGUACCCGGACAUCCCGACCCUGCCGCCGCCGAGCGACGCCAUCGCGAAGGCGCAGCCGGAGACGCCGAAACCCUAAGCCCAAAACACAGCAGCGAGAGGCCGCCUUGUCCAGGGGGGUGAAGGUUGCGGUGUAGCCUCCUCGACGAGGUCGAUUGGACCCCGGUUGCGGGUUCUCCAAUCGCCGGCGGACUCGGCGCGACCUGUCAACGACUAAUCGACCGGAGUCCACGUGGCGAACGCGCAUUCGGAGGUCUCCGUCUCCUCGAGACUCCCGAGCAAGACCUAGCGAACACCUAGCGAAGUAAAGACGCGCACGGAAUGACUUUAUUUUGUACCAAGAUCCGCUUCGAACGACUUGUAUCUUACGUUAUUUCUUCCCGGGAAAGGAUAAAUUGUCAUCAAACGACGUCGCUGUACGUUUCGCUAGGUGCACAGAUCCCCCCCUCGUGUCCGGCUCCGAAUCGUGGAUCGUUCGACAAGGACUGCGCAAGGUUUCUGCCGAUCGCGACGAGGCCACACCGCGGUACCGCUCGCUCGCCCUAACGUGAUCCGAUCCCAUACACGAUCCAGAUUAAGCUAAUUGUAUAUAAAUUCAGGCCGCACCUCUGUGCAAGCCACGAGCACGACGAAAGCUUUUCCGAUGCACUCGUUCUCCCCUCUUCCCCCGCGUCCCGCUCCGAUUUGUAAUCUUAUCGUAUAAUAAUCCACCCCGCGGCCACCUCUCAUCAGCCUCGCCCGUAUUCUUUAGCUGCUCAACCUCCGAACGUACGGUUUACCUAAUUACAAAAAUUUCUAAAAGAAAGUAACGGAACGACAGAUGUGAUUUCGCGCGAAGUCCAUAGGAAAGUAUAAUGAGUAUCUCUUCAAGAAAUAAGAAGUUAAGCCGAUAUCUCGGCGUACACUGAUUCGUGAUUACCCUACUAUAUUUCGCACAAGAGAGCGUUCGAAGGGCCCAGACAGCCCUUCGAACGGUAUAUCUUCUAACGAUAAUCGGUAAUGGCGCACUUUUUUUUCUAGUUAAGUCGACUCAAGCUCUUUCUCGGCAUACGACAAAUUAUCCCGUAGCAGAGUCUGGCAGUAUGUAUCGCAAAUACGUGUGAUUGUAAUUAUAUGUGAUUAAAUUAAUACUUAUUUAAUUCAA